ACGAGGUGGCGUACGUGAAAUCCAUGUAAGAUGUCUGCUCUUCACGAUUUACCUUUGAAAUGUAGAGACACUGCGGAUUGACGUGCGAUUUACAUGAGAUAAAUAACUUUAUAUGCAUACGCUAAGAUAUAAGGCACUGGAAACAGUCAGAUUUAAGGUGAGCUAAUGGCCAGACAAUCACCUGACCCCAUCUUUGUUCUGAGAGGAUCGAACCAUCCAGUCAGCUGUGUCAAGUUUGCUCAGGACCCAUCCACACACAGAGAACACUUCCUUCUCUCAGGUUGCACUAAUGGUCAAGUGAAGAUAUGGGACCUGUCCACCAGGAGAUUUACUUUAUCACUAGAUGGUCAUCAUGGACAGGGUAUCUUGACCGUUGAAGGACUGACCGAUGGUCAAAUCAUCAGUCAUGGACGUGAUGGCUGUGUUCACAUAUGGGAGGUAGCAGAUGGGAGAUAUGACAUCAAGACCUCAUUCACAUCAGCUACUACCAACUUCUGCCCAUGUGUUAUGUGGCAUCAGCAUGGUGCAGGCUUCCUUGCUGUGUCUGGAGGUCAAAUGUCGGAGGUCAGGGUAAUUUCUCUGAAGGAUCAUCAGGUCAUAGCUAAACUGCUGCCACCGGAUGGCCAUAAAUCUCUAGGUAUGCCGAUGUGCAUGAAGUUCAUGGAUGAGAAGCAACUCUUGAUUGGUUAUGAAGAUGGAACUGUAGCGCUCUGGGAUGUGUCUUCUUGCUGUAUAAUGAGUGAGAGCAAAGUUCAUCAAGAACCAGUGAUGUGUCUGGAGUACUGUUCAGCGUCUAAUAGAGGUAUUUCAGGCUCCUCCACAGAUCGGCUUGUUUCAUGGUGCAUCACACCCGAGGGCAAUAUAUCCUCGUAUAAAGAGAUGGCCCUUACAAACCCAGGAGUGGCAGCGCUGACAUUACGCGCUGACAGCAAGAUCUUAGCAUCAGGCGGAUGGGAUUCAAGAAUUCGUGUGUGGAGCUGGAAGAAGCUCAAGCCACUGGCAGUUCUGACCUACCACACUGAAACGGUCAACUCGCUUGAUUUCUCUCCAUGGAUAGAGGGCAAAGGUCAUUUGAUGGCUGCAGGAAGCAAGGACACUCAUAUCAGUGUUUGGUCACUUUACAAUGACCCAAAGACUUGAAAAUGUAACAACCAGGGAUGGAACACUCAUGACCUUAUUUUAUAAGAGGUGCUGUGAUCCAGUGGAUAAGUCACUCGACUGUGAGUUACGAGGAAAAGGAUUUGAAUAUCCGCAACAUCACUGAAGUCCUUUGACAAGACAUUAGUCGACCUUUGCCACACUCGACCCAGAUGAGGGAAAUGAUAACAGUGGAAACGUGUUAUAACAAGGUCCUUGGAACCAAGGAACAAGGAAAUUCCCUCGUUAUAUCAGGAAUCUUGUGUUAUCAGGGUACACUGAGGUUCCACUGUACCAGAUAUAUUUCCUUGAUAUGUAUUUCCAAGCCUCUUUGGACAUGGUGAUCAUCUGGUGUAUACCCUACAAGAACAAAACAUAUUUUACUUCUUCUCAUGAUGGAGAAAAAAAUAUUUACUCCUUAUUCCGUUGCUAACCCGCCAGUUUUAAUAGGAGCACACUAGUAUUCGAUGAUGCUCAUUAACUUGAGAUGCCACAACAUUUUUUAACAGAUGUAUAAAAUUAUGUAGACAAUUAAAAAAACAAAUGAAACAAGUCGUUGUGCAUAAGGCUGUCGUUAUUCUAUUCUACUUUCCAUUUGUGUAUUUUGUUUUGUAUAGCACCUUGAGUAAGUUACUAGAUAAGUGUACUAGAUAAGUGUACUAGAUAAGUGUGCUUUAUAAGUUAUUAUUAUUAUUAUUAUUAACUAUGAAAGAAGUAUGGAAGGCCUAUUAUAAGCCUACAAUAUGCUAACAAAAUAACAUACACAAAAGCAUGAUGCAACACU
Messenger RNA from Strongylocentrotus purpuratus (purple sea urchin), 1921 nucleotides. RefSeq names its product guanine nucleotide-binding protein subunit beta-like protein 1 (gene gnb1l). The coding region runs from base 166 to 1140 and encodes 324 amino acids. Gene Ontology annotation, molecular function: protein binding. The record is from RefSeq and is a predicted model, not a curated record. The transcript has 9 exons. NCBI's taxonomy places the organism in Eukaryota, Metazoa, Echinodermata, Echinoidea, Camarodonta, Strongylocentrotidae.